AUGGCGUCGAGCGCGGCGCGCGGACGUGCGUCGAUCGCGCGCGCGCUCGCGCGUGGACGCGAACGCGUGGGACGACGGGACGCGCGCGCGCGGGCGAGGACGAGUGACGUGCCGGCGCACGAGAGCUCGCUCGCGGCGAUGGGGCUGACGCCGGAGCGACGGACGGGGGGGGGGGUGCGCGCGACGGGGACGACGUUCACGACGUCGGCGACGUGUCCGUUCGCGCAUCGGUGCUGGCUCGCGCUCACGGAGCUGGACGCGGGGUAUGAUUUGGAAUUGGUGAAUCUCGAGGCGAAGACGGAGGCGUUCGAGACGCUCUUCGCGCGCGCGGCGCCGGACGCGCGGGCGAACCCGAGCGUGCCGAUCCUGACGCACGACGGGACGAUCAUGGUGGAGAGCGCGUUGAUUUUGAAGUACAUCUCGGAGACGUUCGAGCGAGAGGGGAAAUCGAUUCGAGCGAGCGGGAAGACUGGGUACUACGGACAGUUGUUCGCGGAUACGUUUCAGCAAUGCGUGCCGGUGUUCUUUAAGAUGCUACGAGCGACGAACGAGGCCGAUCUCGGGGAGGCGGUGGACGCGUUCGUGGCUGGAUUGAAGAAGGCGAAUCGCGUGCUCGAGCUCGGCGCCGCGGCGCGCGCUGGGGGACCGUACGCGUGCGGCGAGCAGUUUACGACGUGCGACAUCAUGGCCAUGACAUUCGUACCUCGCUUUGAAAUCGUUCUCGCGCACUACCGCGAUUUCAACCUUCGCGAGACUUUGGCACGAAACGAAUGCUCCGCGCUAGAAAAGUGGAUCGACGCCGUGAGUUCAAGACCAAGCCUGGUUUACACCUUCGGCGAGAUCGAGCGUUUAACGGGAAAGACGCACGAGCAGGCUUUCGUCGAUCAUUUUGCCAAGUUCGUAACGUGGCGAUCGAACGAGGGCCGUGUCGCGACCUAG
Molecule: messenger RNA, 939 nt
Organism: Ostreococcus tauri
Lineage: Eukaryota; Viridiplantae; Chlorophyta; Mamiellophyceae; Mamiellales; Bathycoccaceae
Product: Glutathione S-transferase, N-terminal
Exons: 1
Coding region: 1-939 (312 amino acids)
Cellular component (GO): cytoplasm
Source: RefSeq, a predicted model, not a curated record